AGUUUCCUCACCUAUCCGAGCGCGAGAGCACCACCGACCGCGUUCUCUCUGUUUCCAGGAGUAUUACUGCCUCUUUCCCCGCACGCAACCGGCUCGUUACUGCACUGAACAUCCUCUGGCAGAAUUUGUGCGGGUCUUAUUAAAGAGUAUUGAAAACGACGAGGCUCAGAACGAGGCUGAAGCAUCUUUAAGAGCGCGCGCAUCUCUCUGAGCGCGCGAGCAACAUAUGUGCUGCCUCUGAAGACGCGCUACAGCACCACAGUGUGUCUGAUAAACGACCGAAUAUACGUUUCAAAACGAAAACUUUCAAGGAAUAUUCUCGAGCAUUUGAAGCGGAUUUCCUCUCAGCCACACCGAGUAAAACUAAUAGUUUUGGAGAUAUUUUAAAGACGGAAUACGAAGUGAACGCUGCGUUCCGAGGGGAAUCACAUACACGCUCCUUCAGUAAAACGGUUGAUCUUUGCGGACGGAAGUUUCUGAGUUUCCUCACGGAACAAAAUGGGCAUAACUGGUUAUUUUGAGCUGCAGUGGAAAUGCCUGGUUGUUGUGGCUCUAAGACUGCUGUUCCUUGUGCCCGCAGGAGUGCCAGCGAGAAGCGGAGACUCUUAUUUAAAGGACAACAUCACUGUCAGACAGGGAGACAGUGCUGUCUUGAAGUGCAGUGUGGACAACAAAGUAUCACGGGUGGCAUGGCUCAACCGGACCACCAUCCUCUUCACGGGCAAUGAGAAAUGGUCAUUGGACCCCCGGGUGGUUCUGCUAAACACAGCAGUCAAUGAAUACAGUAUAAAGAUCCUAAAUGUGAACUUGUACGACGAGGGCCCGUAUGUGUGUUCCAUCCUCACGAACAAGAAACCAGAGUCGACCAAAGUGCACCUCAUCGUACAAGUUCCUGCCAGGAUUGUAAACGUUUCCACCGAUGUUUCAGUGAACGAGGGCAGUAACGUAAGCCUCAUGUGUCUGGCCAUCGGAAGACCCGAACCCUCCAUUUUGUGGAAAUUUCGUUCUUCAAAAGGGAACCGUAUCGUGACGGAGGGCGAAUAUGUGGAAAUGACAGGAAUCACUAAAGACAUGUCAGGCUCAUAUGACUGCAUCACUUCCAAUGACAUCUCACCUCCAGAUGUCAGGACUGUCCAGGUCACUGUAAACUAUCCGCCUGUCAUUUCGAGAGCUCGCAGCACAGGAACGGCCGUCGGACAGAAAGGAGUGCUGUGGUGCGAGGCGUCUGCCGUUCCUCUUGCUGAUUUUCAGUGGUUUAAAGGGGAGCGCAGAAUCCUCAACGGAUUCAACGGGGUCAAGAUCGAAAACAAGGGGAAACAGUCCAUGCUAACGUUCUUCAACGUCUCUGAGGAGGAUUACGGCAACUACACCUGCGUGGCCAUCAACACACUGGGAAUAACAAAUGCCAGCAUCAUUCUCUACGGCCCCGGAGCGAUACACGAUGUGAACAACGCAGCCUUAUCGCCAACCUGCUCGCUCUUGCUUCUAACUCUGCUUUUAACCCUGUCGCUCCUCAGCAAGUUUUGAUGCUAAAGCAGCGUUUCCGCUCGUCCGAAAAACACACACACAAGACUCACAGUCCCACACACCGAGAACAGGGGAAAGUACUUGAUCAGCUAUUAUUAUUACCGCUUAUCAUUUUGCCUUAUGUUUUAUUUCUGAAGGCACGUGUCAGUGUGGGUUUCUGGGUCUGUAAUGAGAUGCUUUGGGGUUUAACCGUGUUUUGAAACAGUGAACUGGACUGUGAAUGGAGUGGAGUUUGUUAGCUGGGUAGAAAUAAUAAUAAUAAUAAUAAUAAUAAUAGAACCACUAUAUGUGUCUCUCCAACCUUUUGUAUGUGAAAAGAGAAGCAAAAAUUCAUGUAAUCGUGAAUAACUGGAUGGUUUUUUUGCUCAGUAUUGAACAGUGUGAAUUGAGGUUACUGGUGUGUCCUGUUUUCCUGUAAGAUAACAUGUUUCUUUUUUUCUUUCUUUUUUUAAAGAAUAAAUGAAAAUGACAAACAGCAAAAAAGAAACAAACAAAAAACCUUUGAAGAAAAAAAAAAAA
Danio rerio (zebrafish) is the source of this 2046-nucleotide messenger RNA. RefSeq names its product opioid binding protein/cell adhesion molecule-like (gene opcml). NCBI's taxonomy places the organism in Eukaryota, Metazoa, Chordata, Actinopteri, Cypriniformes, Danionidae. Gene Ontology annotation, cellular component: plasma membrane. The record is from RefSeq and is marked provisional.